This is a messenger RNA of Aspergillus nidulans FGSC A4, 1776 nucleotides long. Its product is annotated as Zn(II)2Cys6 transcription factor domain-containing protein. Gene Ontology annotation, molecular function: DNA binding; DNA-binding transcription factor activity, RNA polymerase II-specific; zinc ion binding. Gene Ontology annotation, biological process: regulation of DNA-templated transcription; DNA-templated transcription. Gene Ontology annotation, cellular component: nucleus. The record is from RefSeq and is a predicted model, not a curated record. Lineage: Eukaryota; Fungi; Ascomycota; Eurotiomycetes; Eurotiales; Aspergillaceae. The transcript is spliced from 2 exons. The coding region runs from base 7 to 1776 and encodes 589 amino acids.
CUAGGCAUGUCCACUGAGCAGUCGCAGCAGGUUAGGCGAUGCGUCAAAACUCUGAAGAUCCGGCGUGACCGCUCCGGAUGCCGCUCGUGCCGGAAAAGAGGGAAAAAGUGUGAUGAGGCUAAGCCUAUCUGCCAAGCUUGCGUACGGCUUGGACUAGAGUGUAGAUACGGCGUUGACUUUGCAUUCCGGAAUUACGGCAGAGAUGCGUUUAUCCAAGGCGACCCUACUAGCCAACCCGACAGGGCGGCAUUGCGCCGUGGACUCUGUGCCAGUUCAAUUUGCUCCUCGAUAGAGUCUGGAGAGAUAAUCAAAUCGUGGUAUCUGGACCACUUCAUCUCACAUGUCCGCCAUUUACUCCCAGCCUCCCCAUCCCAUUUCACCCACCUGCAAAGAACCCUUCAAUCACCGCAGCUGAGGUCCGCUGCCCUCUGCAUCUCAGCAUCAAAUCUCUCCAUCCUCAGCACCCAGGUCCAGAGACGAUGUAUUCCAAGCGAUUCUCGAAGAUCUGUAUCCAGCCCGCUCGUCAACCAGCUCCAUCACGCCCAAGCAAGGAAAUAUCAUGAGCAGACGCUGUCCUACUGCCGCAAAGUAACAGCGCCCAAUAUGGAGUCGGAGGCACCCACCAUUCUUACUGCGCUUACUGUCCUCGCAUAUUAUCACCAUGCAUCUACAGACCACCGCCGCUUCCGUCUCGCAGUAUGGGACACAGUCCGCUUUGUCUCAAACCACCGCGAAGCGCUCACGCGCUCGGCGGACGGUAACCAGGCAUUACAGAUGUGGUACCGUCUUUGUGUAUCUCAUAGGUUGGGUAAACCACCUGCUAUGCUGCUUGAAGGCGAGGGAAGAAGUGUCUACGGACCCAACCUCUAUCCCGGCUCAUUCGAGGAGCUGUAUCUCCAUUGUAUUGUGGGUCUGAACUUGGACGACCUUAUUUAUGAUAUCCUGAUCAAGACGAUCGAGAUCCGCUCUAGGAUUAUGGCGUUUCGCUGUGUAGCAGGCCGGUAUGGUCUGUCAGACGAGGCCAGGGAAAUUGGCGAAGUCGCCCAUGGGCUUCUCGCUCGUUACCUCGGUAGGGAGGACAACGUAGUGGAAUUGGCAGAGACGCACAGCGGUUACAUGCGCGGUGCUCAUCUACGAGGACUUUUCCAUAUCCAGCGGGAGAGGCUUGCAGUGUGGACAUCGCAUCUCAGCGUGUCGAAGGACCGAUCGCCAGGCCCAGACAGCCCGAUCCCAGCACGCAUCCGCACGCACCGCGACGCAAUGAACGCUCUCUACUCGCUUCUCUGCGAGGUAAUGUUCGAUGAGGCCGAGGCUGAAACGAUCGGCGACAUACCCACCUUAUCUUCCCACUCCUAUGCGCAAAAAUUCAUCCACAUUCUCUCAACCCUAGACUUGGCCGCAUCCAUCACAUCCGACAUCUACACAUUCAGCCUCACCGAGGUCCUGUUGCAGCUUGUUCAAUGCUGCAGAUCACCUGCCCUGUUCACCUACAUUCUUGAUACGUUCUGGCCUCUCCUUGAAACCAACGGACGUGGUUACGAACACUCGCACUACCCGACGCAUCUUGUGAAGCGGAUUAUCAGCUUGAUUGCGGCUUACUGGGAACAGAGGAGGGAGAUAAAGCUGGUGCUACCUGCUGUAAGUGAGAAUGUGCCCAAAAUGAGGUUGUUGGAUAUCUAUAGUGAGGUCAGCGUGGUGGUUUGUGGGUGGGAUGGUCAAGGGGAAAGGGAGGGCAAGGGUGAAAGUUGCUUUCUCGAGAGGGUGAGACUGCCUUAG